AUGGUAACAACGCCGAUAGUGAAACAUCUAUAUCAUCCUUCGAGGAGGUACGCGGGCUACAAGAGACAAACCAUCCUUAAUUCUGCUGUCAACAGUGAGCUGCGCAUACUGGCUUGUGUUUACAAUCAAGAAAACGUCCCCAGCAUCCUCAAUUUCCUUGAAGCCACUAAUCCAAUUACCAAAGAAAGCUUCGUAUGUAUAUAUGUUUUGCACCUUGUUGAGCUAGUUGGUCGUGCAACUUCCCUCCUCAUUGAACACGGAGAACAAAAGAAAAAACAAUUUACACGAGCCAACAGCCGCAAUUCUACAGAUAAAAUUAUAAAUGCCUUCCACCAGUUCGAACAACAGAAUGAAGGAUACACAAUAGGGCAAUGUUUCACUGCAAUAUCACCGUUCUCAAGUAUGGACAACGACGUAUCUCAGAUAGCAAUGAAAAAGAGGACGAAUCUGGUGAUCAUACCUUUCGGUGAGUUAGACGAACAUCCUUAUCGGGCAGUCAACCGAAAUGUUCUAAAAAAAACACCUUGCUCAGUUGGGAUACUCUUUGACCACAAAAAUAGUUCUGGUGCUGCUAUUGAUGUUUCCAUGACUUUCCAUAAUAUUGCCAUGAUUUUCAUCGGAGGUGCUGAUGAUCGAGAGGCUCUAGCAUAUAGUAUGAGAAUGGUAGAUAAGCCCAAUUUACAACUCUCUGUUUUUCGAUUCACGCAUAUGAAGCCAAACAAAAAUGCAAAAAAAGAUGAUGAAUUGAUAGGUUAUUUGUGGGACAAAAUUAUGAACACCGAAAACAUUGUUUACAAGGAACAAGAUGUAACAGAUUGUGCAGAUACAGCAAGUAGAAUCAAAUGCCUGGAAGACUCUUACGACUUCAUAAUUGGUUGGAGACGACAUGAUAGUAGCUCACCAAUUUUGCAUGGACUUGAUGAAUGGUGUGUUUUCAAAGAACUUGGUGUGAUUGGAGAUCUUUUGGCUACGUCUACUUUCGAGUGUAAUUUUUCAGUUUUGGUAAUGCAACAGUAG
Molecule: messenger RNA, 1017 nt
Organism: Papaver somniferum (opium poppy)
Lineage: Eukaryota; Viridiplantae; Streptophyta; Magnoliopsida; Ranunculales; Papaveraceae
Product: cation/H(+) antiporter 15-like
Exons: 1
Coding region: 1-1017 (338 amino acids)
Biological process (GO): regulation of pH
Cellular component (GO): endomembrane system
Source: RefSeq, a predicted model, not a curated record